Molecule: messenger RNA, 747 nt
Organism: Prunus armeniaca (apricot)
Lineage: Eukaryota; Viridiplantae; Streptophyta; Magnoliopsida; Rosales; Rosaceae
Source: the annotation of a GenBank genome assembly
AUGAUUUUGCACUCUGAACCACUCUCCUCCACCAACAACAACACAACAAGGAGACCAAUUCACCAACCAUGCACUCUCCUCCUCAGCAGCCUCACCGGAACGGCGAGACGACGCCGUACCCGAUCCCCAACCAUCCCUUCCACUCCACCGUGUCGCUACGGAAGCUCAGGCGCUUCAACUACCUCAUCCUUGUCUUCCGAAUCGCCUCCUUCAGCUUCUCUCUCGCUUCCUUCAUCUUCAUGCUCUCCACUUCUCGCGGCCCCAACUCCCCUCGCUGGUACCACUUCGACGCCUUCAGUAGCCAAACAGGCAGACAUUUUACCGGAAAAUUUAUUGGGAAAACCUGGACAGAUUGGUAGUGGGAGCGAAUGCAAUAGUGGCGCUCUACUCUCUCUUCGAAAUGGUGGCUUCGGUUUGGGAAAUCUCCAGAGGAGCCACUCUCUUCAGCGAGGUCUUACAGGUGUUCGCGUACUUGUUGCUGUCUGCGGAUUCGGCGGGAACGGCGUUGGCGAGGGUUUUGAAAGGGAGGGACACGUGUACGGCUUGGAACGCGUUCUGCAUACAGGCGGACGUGGCCAUCGCCCUGGGCUUUGUCGGGUUUCUGUUCCUGGGCUUUUCGUCUCUGCUCUCGGGUUUCCGGGUCGCCUGCUUCAUUAUCAAGGGCUCUCGUUUUCAUCUUUAGAGAGAGAGCGAGUACAGCUGAGGGAAUAUUUGGGUGCCUCGAGGUGUAGAGUUCUUACUGUGUGA